Messenger RNA from Notothenia coriiceps (black rockcod), 360 nucleotides. Its product is annotated as sodium-dependent lysophosphatidylcholine symporter 1-like. Gene Ontology annotation, biological process: carbohydrate transport. The transcript has 3 exons. Lineage: Eukaryota; Metazoa; Chordata; Actinopteri; Perciformes; Nototheniidae. Gene Ontology annotation, molecular function: symporter activity. Gene Ontology annotation, cellular component: plasma membrane. The record is from RefSeq and is a predicted model, not a curated record. The annotation marks the transcript as partial.
AGGAUUAACAGAAAAAUACAUUUAUUUUAUUUGUUGAAUCUGUGAAUGCAUUCCUCCCGGCAGCGGAAGGCGUUCCUGACCUCCUCUCUGGUGAUGGGCUCCGUGUUCUUCCUCUGCAGCCUCGUGCUCUUCUUCGGGGUGAAGGAGCAGCGAGCUCCUCUGGUCUCGGAGGACAGACAGCGUCCCUCCUGUCUCUCGUCUCUAAAGAAGAUGAUCCGUCACGCUCCAUAUCAGCGGCUGCUGCUCGGCUCCGUGUUCAGCGUGCUCGCAUUCCAGAUGUCCUUGGGUAACUUUGCCCUCUUCUGCAGCCAUGCGGCGGGGCAGGGGGGGCAUUUCCAGCUCCUCCUGCUGGUUCUCCUG